This is a messenger RNA of Rodentolepis nana, 1353 nucleotides long. The record is from the annotation of a GenBank genome assembly. Lineage: Eukaryota; Metazoa; Platyhelminthes; Cestoda; Cyclophyllidea; Hymenolepididae.
AUGUUUUCUUUUCCCCAACUCUCUCUCUCUCUCCCUCUCGCUCUCUCUCUCUCUCUCUCUCUCAAUCUGCAUCCAACAUCCCCAAAUUCCCUCAUUGCCACUAGCAACCAAUUUGCGCAUUGUCUGGCAUGGAGUCAUGGAGGAAACGGGUUCACUUCCUCAUUCCACAUUCUCUACUCAAAUGGCUGUAAUGAAGGUCUGACUCUGGAGGAAUGGGAGAGUAAAUUUUCUCAGCCUAGGCGUGUGGAUAAACCUGAACAGUUAGCUAUUCUGGAGCCAUUGGAAAUGGGCAAUCAGCCACCUGCAGUUCCCCCCCAUCAGAAUCUCAUUUCGGCGAACCAGGAGGAAAGACUUCCCAAGAAUAUCUUCUCACCCCAAUCCCAGGAAUCGAUGACGCCAGUUUCGUCAUAUUCCAUGACAAUAGCAAAAUCGCCCCUCCCAACUACCAGCGUAAUGCGUCGGCCGGCACCCCGUCCCCCUGUGAAUACGUCUCAACGAUCUUCACCACCACCUCUGAUUACCAUGGCUGAAACGAAUUCCAUCUCACAAAGCUCUACAACAGUAGCCAACGGAAUCGCUGCUGAUCCAUUAAAAGAUGACUCAAUCGAAUUCGAGUCUCUCUCAACGUUUACCAGAAUUCCAUCUUCCCAACUUUCAACUGAUUCCUCUAUCCCAACAUUUAAUCCGAAACCGCCAUUACCGAGAUUGCCCAUUCAACUCCUUCCAUCCCUCGAAGAAGAGAACUCGCAGUCUACGACACUCUCCAAGAUUCCAGAAGAGGAUGACAGCACCUCGCAGGCAUCGACCGUUGUUGUGGUCCAGGCUCACCAUCAACCCCAGCAGCAGCAGCAGCAGCGUAGAUCGUCAAAUUCUCCUACGGCAUCAGUGUCCACCACUUCUUCAAGUACAACCCUUCCACUCUCUUCUUCACCUCAACGAACACGAUCGCCAGUUCAUACUACGCCAACGGAAUCGUUGGAUACGGAAGGGGAAGAAUUGUUGGAUAAACUAACCCAACGACCAAAGAAGACGUCGAAACGAGAUGGUAAGGGCUUGACAAAGCGUCGCAAAGCAUUCCGAUGGGGGAGCCAUCAAGGAACAGACAAGAAUGAUGCAAGCACACCUUCGAGUGAAGAUGAUGUUGACAACACUGAUCGAUCCAAGCAGUCAAGUUCAACUCCUGUUCCUCAAAAUGACCUAGUAAGUCAUGAGUCGUGGGUCUGGAAAUGCGCAGUUUGUCGUUGUGGAGAAAAGUUGGAAAAGUCAACUUGUGUUAAGUCAUCUUCUUCGUCUCUUUUCUCUUUUAAACCAACCAAACUUCAAUCCCUUCCUAAGGUGCGCAAGAAGCCCUGA